AUGAUGCCAGCUGGCAAUCACACCUUUUUUGCCCCCGUGACCUACAUCCUGACUGGUAUCCUGGGUAAAGAGGAGUCUCAUGUCUGGAUCUCCAUCCCCUUCUGUCUGAUGUACAUUGUGACAAUUUUUGGGAACUCUCUCCUACUAUUCAUCAUACUAACAGAACAAAGCCUCCAUGAGCCCAUGUAUCUAUUUGUGUCCAUGCUGGCCGCUGCUGAUCUGCUGUUAUCUACCACGGCAGUGCCCAAGAUGCUGGUUGUAUUCUGGUUUAGAGCAGGGGAAAUUUCUUUUGCUGCCUGCCUGACCCAGAUGUUCUUCAUCCAUGUCAGUUUUCUGGCCGAGUCGGCCAUCCUGCUGGCCAUGGCGUUUGAUCGGUACGUUGCCAUCUGCGACCCCCUGAGAUACACCAUGAUACUAACCAAGUCUGUGACCGGGAAGAUGGGGCUGUCAGUUGUAACAAGAAGUUUCUGUUUCAUUUUCCCUCUCAUCUUUCUCGUGAAGCAGCUGAAGUUCUGCAGAACCAACCUCCUGCCUCACACCUAUUGUGACUACAUGGCCAUAACCCGGCUGGCCUGCAACGACAUCACAGUCAUUUUCUGUUGACUCUGAUGGUUUUCUAUUGAU
Molecule: messenger RNA, 624 nt
Organism: Gopherus flavomarginatus (Mexican gopher tortoise)
Lineage: Eukaryota; Metazoa; Chordata; Testudines; Testudinidae
Product: olfactory receptor 52B2-like
Exons: 2
Coding region: 1-603 (200 amino acids)
Biological process (GO): G protein-coupled receptor signaling pathway
Cellular component (GO): membrane
Molecular function (GO): G protein-coupled receptor activity; olfactory receptor activity
Source: RefSeq, a predicted model, not a curated record